Messenger RNA from Haliotis rufescens (red abalone), 1161 nucleotides. Its product is annotated as snaclec agkisacutacin subunit A-like. The record is from RefSeq and is a predicted model, not a curated record. The transcript is spliced from 5 exons. NCBI's taxonomy places the organism in Eukaryota, Metazoa, Mollusca, Gastropoda, Lepetellida, Haliotidae. The coding region runs from base 164 to 874 and encodes 236 amino acids.
GUAGUGGGUAAAUGAAAAAAGUGUUCUGGGUUGGUUUAAUAUCGAUCAUUUUGUACACGAGAACAAGGAGAAAUCGAAAGCCUGCCCAGGAGCCUCGGAAGAGAUACAAUCACUAAGUGAUCGACACUCGUGGAGUCCCCGUCACCGUCUGAACACCGCGGACAUGAGACAACUAUUGCUGUUGUGGGCUGCGUGGAUUUUCAGCGCUUCGGCCGUGCUGUACGACCGGAAAAGGGAUUUUGAUGACCUUCUUAAAGACGAAGGUGUCCUGGCUGUGUACUAUGCGAGCACGAAGACCAUGUGUUCCAGUUACUGUCUGGCCAGGCAAUGCCACUCCUUCUUCCACAACGAUCUGACGUACGAGUGUCAUAUACUCAACGAAACGUUUUCCACCAACGCGGGGUCCAACAGCGACCCUGGAUCUAAAUAUUUUACCAUUUCAGAAGGAAACGAUCUGUCCAGCAAUGCGCCCAGCGGAAGCUGUUCUGCUGCGGCUGAGAGCGACGGCUUCACCUACGAUGCAGAUAGUGGACUCUGCUUCAAGAUUCACGACACCACCGCGGACUGGAACCAAGCCAAGUCUCAGUGUGAUGGUGCAGGCUAUCGGCUCAUUGUGCUGGAUAAUGAAGUGAAGGCAGGGUUUAUGGCCAACUUACUGAAUACAGAUUCAAGCCACACACAGGAUGGUUACUGGAUGGGGCUGUCGUACGCUCAGGGCUGGGAGGAUGGUUCAUCUCUGGUUUACCCCAACUGGGGGGAUGAGUUACAGGUGCUCGACACUGGCAAAUGUGCCCUCCACUUCCGAAUCUACAGCUAUCAGUGGAAGUCCGAACACUGCAACUCUUCAAGAGGCUUCAUCUGCGAGGCCUUCUGAAGAAGCGUCCAGGGCAGAGCUCAGUCCAGUUAGACCAAACACCCACCGUCGCCAUCUUGCAAAACAAAACCUGAUACAGCUGGAAAACUAUCAACAAGAACUGUUAUGCUUUGCUGAAAGAUUACCGAGAGAAAUUGUGUCUAAUUCUCGGAAAACCUAUCCAAACACUACGACUGGUAUAAAACGAAGGUUCUGAUGUCCCUGCAAGGUCAUGUACAGAGUCAAUUGGAUAAUUCUUCUUUGGUGUUUCCUGAAAAUAAAUGAGGGCAAGACCUUUUCGGGAAUAA